GGUCAAAGGUCAAUCCACACGCCGGUGUUUGGCCGGUCUCUGGCGCCCCUCACGAGCCUCGAAGAUCGUAUACCACUGGGAACGAGGUUGAUGGGAAACCCAACAAUUUUGGGCAUGCGCAGUUUGUCGUUGGUUACCAUGACUACACAGUGAGCUUGAGCCCCGUUUCGCUGCCCGAAGUUAAGUGCAAAUAUAAUUUAUAAUAGGAGGAGCGAGGUCUUUUCUCUGCAUGUCAUCAUCCUUACUACAACCACCGGCUUUCAGCCUACACUAGAGCUAGAGCAGACGAACGUUCUACUUGUAUUAUCCGCAUGACUACAUGACUACAUAUAACAUAGGCCUGCCUACCGUGCAUGUAGGCCUAAGCAAAGUAGUAGUAAGUAGGUGGUAGUUAAUAAAAGUUUACUCGUGAAGUUGUGACGACGUUGUCAUGUAGGUGACAAUAAUCACAAUAUUACAGUAUAAAUAAGUCAAGAAGAACACAAGGCUCAACAAGCGAAGUGUAUUGGCUGCCCUUCCCCUGGUUGAUUCCUUUAAAAAAGAGCAGUCAACAUGAGCAGCAGAUUAAGCACAAAACCAUCAAGAAAGGACAGACCAAGAUCAAGUGACAAACUAAAAGCUGGAAGAAAGCGAGAUGGUACUCCUGAGAAACCUGUCAGCCCAAAUCAGUCACAGUCACAAACUGAAGAGGAGACAGUGGCAGCCAGCAAACAGGUGCUAGAUGGUGAAGACAUCAGGGCACUAGCAAUUGAUCAUAAUGAGCUUGCCAAGAUACGAGCUCCGAAACCACCUUCAGCCUGUAGGGCCAAUCAGGCUGUCUCCAGCAAAGUAACUGUAAGGAAACUUAAGCCACAGGCCCAACUAGUGGCACCUACAUUGAAGCAAAUGUUGAUUGCAAAGCCAGCUCCACCAGAUGCCUGUCUAAAGGGACAGGAUUUUGAAGUUUGUGCUCAACCUAGCAUUGAUGCUAGUGGUAACAUUAUUCCACAUAGUAUUUUGGGAACUGUGGAGGACUUCAAGUUUGAAGCCAGAAAACAUGACAAUUGUGAGAUCGAGAUGGAUUCUGUCCCAAUGAGGUCAAAGACUCCAAGUGUUAAGUACACAAGCAAACAUGUCAGUAUUGAUCCAAAGCCAAGAGACUCAUUUCUUGAUGAAAAUAAUGCCCUCCUCAACUGGCAACUUAAGAUGAUGGAAAGGAAGAAGCAACAAGGCUAUAUCUCAAAGUUGCUUGAGAUGCCAAAGUCUUCAUUAGUGAUGAAUAAAGCUGAUGACUAUCGCCAAACACAAGAGCAACGGUACCUUAUUGAAAGAUCAAUACCAGCAUUGGACUAUGGGAAAGGAUAUCGCAUUGGUAGUGAGUUUUGGAGUCAACAGGAGAGAAUAGGAGAUGAUCUAUCUGGAAUUCACAUGACAUUCAAUGAGACGGAAAGGGGAUAUCCUCCUCCCAUUGAACACAUUGGUCACCCAAUCGCAGUCCAAGAGGAAAUGGGUGUCCAGUUUAAUGUUUCAAGUCCAAGCACUUUUGUUAACUACCCGUGGCACCAGUCUCAAUAUCUGAAGGAACGAAGACAGCAACUGAAUGCAGUCACACAACAUUUGGAUCCUUACAGCCCGGAUCUCAACAAUUUAAUGGUAACUGGAAGUAAGAUUCAAACGCCAUUUACAGCAGAAGAACCAUCAGUAAAAGACUUAGAUGUAGCUCUUCCACAAACAGCCAAACCAAAGGAAGAUAUGUUAUUUGGUUUGUCUGUAACUGAUGGGAGAAAAACAUCGGUAGUUGGACCCUCCUUGCAGUUCAGUAACUGCCUAGCCAAUUGGACUGGUGACAGCCACAGUAGAAAGGGUCUGGUUGCGCAUGGGGCUAGAGUAACCUUUGAAGUUAAUGCUGGUGAAAGAAUCUCUUCUUGUUUGGAUCUUGUAAACAAGGGUUCCACAACAGUCUACUAUGAUUGGAAGAAAAUUCCUAAAGUGAACCCUUUUGAUGGAUGUGCCACCCCAAAUGUGCAACGAUUUUACUUCAAUACAAGCAGUGGUGUUCUCCUUCCAGGAGAGAGUCUGAAAUUUCCAUUUGUCUUCAAAUCUCCAAAUGCUGGUAUUUUUUCUGAAAUGUGGCAGCUUGAUACUAGGCCAGUGCUGUGUGGUGGUGCUGCCUUACAGGUCACCCUGCGAGGAGUAGCUUUGCAGGAAGACAAAAAUAAGACACAGCGUCAUCAUUUGGAGCAAGAUCUGUUUCACAAGCAGGCAACAAUGAGCAUAAAGCAUAUUUUAGAUGAGCUUGUUGAUGGAAUUACUACACCACAAAGGCCGAGUUCUCCUAUUGAUGCUUACAUCACCCAAGAGGAGAUUUUUCAUCAAAAUAACCCAGGGAUGCACUAUUCCAAUGAAGUAGUUAUUCAGUUAAACCAGCUCUAUUUAGAGAAGUAUGAUAGUGCUGAGGACUCAAUGGGAAUUUGGAAUCUGUCAGUUGAGUGCAUGAAAAAGGAGUUGUUGACCAUUGAGGAUGAGACCAAAAGGGAAGCUCUUUUAAAGAAAAUGAAUGAUGCUGUAACUUGUCUCUAUUUCCCCCCACUUAGUCCAAUUCAGCAGGAAAUGUACAGAGUUGGGUACCAACUGCUUGUUGAUACAGUUGACAACAUUGUCACCCAGUCAACUAUUAUACGAGAGAAUCUUGGAAUGCAACCAAAAGAAGUAGAAACACCUGAUACAGACCAAAUUCUUGCUGCUAAUGAGAAACUGAGGGGAGGGGAGAUUAAGAAGAAAAAGAAGGAGCACAAGGAAGAAGACACUAAAAAGGAAGCUAAAAAGGAAAACAAAAAAGGCAAAAAAGAGGAAAAAGAGAAGGAUAGACCAAAAAGCAAAGGUGGGAAAACAAAGAGUCGUACUGCAACAAGUCCUCCACCCUUACGUGAGCCCAAGAAAGGGACAGAGAAGAAGAUACAGCCUUUACCUUUUCGAAGUCUCACACCACCAUCAGAAACUGGCAGUCCCACUCUGGAUGCUAAAUACAGGAACAAAAUGUAUAUUCAGGUUUAUGGUUUACUGUCUGAAGCAAUAGAGAAGAUGACAACACUCUUUGAAGAAUUUCACAUUUUGAAGACUGCUUCAGACAAAAGUUCCAUGAUUUAGGAAAAGGACAAAAUAUGGAAAUAUUUGUAAUGAAUAUAAAAAUGUAAUACAAAAUUAUUCUCAAUUUGAGUGUGAAAACAUGCACAGUUCAUUUUUAUUUUUCACAAAGCAUUUGUUGGUGUAUAACUCUAUUAUACAGCAGUAACUGUAAAUCGCUGUUGAGAACACUUGCAUGUAAUAGUGAUCUUUAUAAUGAUGGCGGCUGCUAGUAGACCCUUUCCUUGAAAUAUGUUAAUUUAUGCAGAUAGCGCAUGCGCAUUAACAUUUUGGUUGGCAAAAUGAGGGAACAUCGCGCUGUUUUGUACACAGCUAAUGGGUGCGUGAUGUAGACGCGAUUGUGAGUCUGCUUAAUGCACAUCUCUAUGGCGUUUACGCAUGCAUGAAUGUAAUUAGCAUAUUUCAUGGGAAGGGUCCAUUUAGGCCUUUAGUAAAAAAUAUGAUACUGAUACUAUACCUUUAAUGUUUAAUGUCAGAAUAUGUUUGUUCUAAUUGUAAAAAUCUGUCAGAUCAAUUCGCCAGGAUUAUAUUAUGAAAACAUAGUAAGAGCUUGAUGAGGAUUUCUAACCAUGAGGAUUUGUUGGUAAUCUACUGAUCCACUUCACAGUAAUAUUUUAUAACAGAAACAAAACUUGCAUUGACUUGUUUUGACUCGCAUUGAACCACGAAUAUUGAACAACCUCCCAGUGCGCAUCAGAAAUUGUAACUUUUUGCCUUUGUUCAAAAAAUCUCUUAAAACCCACUUGUAUCAGAUGUAAUUUGUUGUAUUUACAGUUCCAUUGGUUUUGCUCUUUUCAGCCCUUUGAUCUUGAUGUAAAGGCGCUUUAUAAAUAUUUAGUUGUAUGUAUGUAGUGUAUAGACUGGUGGAGAAAUGUACACAUCUAUUUGUUUGCAUGUUGUGGGUAUUUCCCAAUGGAGUGUUUUUAUGUUUGUGACCAGUAACAAGUUUUUGACAUGGGAAAAACAAAAAACAGGGGCCGGUUUCACUAACGUCCCUGUAGCGAUCAUUGCCGUCACACUUGCGAUGAGAUCGCAAACCGCUAAUCCAUCGCGCUCCUGAUUUCACAUUUUUUUAUUUUUUUAUUUAUUUAUUUAUUUAUUUAUUUAUUUCCAGGCAAACAGUACAUACAAAGA
Messenger RNA from Asterias rubens (European starfish), 4257 nucleotides. RefSeq names its product MYCBP-associated protein-like. NCBI's taxonomy places the organism in Eukaryota, Metazoa, Echinodermata, Asteroidea, Forcipulatida, Asteriidae. The transcript has 20 exons. Bases 553 to 3126 code for a protein of 857 amino acids. The record is from RefSeq and is a predicted model, not a curated record.